AUGUCUCAUUGUACGACCUCUUAUCCGCUCUACGUAUCCCACAUUAACUCGUCGUUUUCAGACAAGAUGGAACUCAACGUCCGCAUCCAGAGGGCCAACGGCAUGGCAGGACAGCACAUGGUCCACUUUGAUUCGCGUAGCCAUGGCCCGCCGCACCAGGUUACUUGGUAUUCUGACAUACACAGCACCAAGAGACUCAAAUAUACCACCAUAGUCCGCAACAUGAGAUGGGCAACCGGCGUUGGGAGGACGUUGCACGCAGCUCAGGAAGACGCGGCACGUCAGGCGUUAGCUAUUGAUGAGGACCCUACCGAUCGCCGUGCCCUGUGA
Coniophora puteana RWD-64-598 SS2 is the source of this 330-nucleotide messenger RNA. RefSeq lists its product as uncharacterized. Bases 1 to 330 code for a protein of 109 amino acids. The record is from RefSeq and is a predicted model, not a curated record. NCBI's taxonomy places the organism in Eukaryota, Fungi, Basidiomycota, Agaricomycetes, Boletales, Coniophoraceae. The transcript has 2 exons.